AUGACCGUACAUUCAACGUGGAAGGAUAAAGUUCAAUUGAAAAAAAACCAACUGAACAGUAAGAUAAAAGAUGAAUGGAAAUUAAACAGCGCAACUGUAUGGAGGUUGAGGAACGAUAAAAAAAAUUUAAUCAAGAAUAUUGAUGAUUUAUGUCCGUCUUCAGAGAAUCAAAUUACCCACUCCACGAUUAUGUCCUUAAGAGAGAGGCUGGGCACAAGAGAGUUAAGCUGCCAUGAAAUAACAUUUGCAUUUUGUCAUAGGGCUGCUUUGAUUCAUCAAGUAGUAAAUUGUUUAUCGGAAAUCAUGUUCUCGGAGGCAUUAAGAUUGGCUGAUUAUCACGACAAGAAUAGACCAGCCACAUUACCACCCUUGUACGGUAUACCAAUAUCUCUCAAAGACCAAUGUAAUGUCGAGGGAGUAGACACCUCAUUGGGUUAUUUAUCCCGAACCUUCAAACCAAAGACCAAGAAUGAAGAAUCAUUGAUUGUCAGUUUUCUGAGAGAUUUAGGAGCUAUAAUAUUCGUAAAAACCACCGUACCUUCUUCGAUGAUGGCUACAGAUACACAAUCUAAUACCUUUGGAUACACAUAUAAUAGUAUUAACUUGAGCUUCUCCAGUGGUGGGUCCUCUGGAGGAGAGGGUUCUUUAAUCGGUGCUCAUGGUUCUUUGUUGGGCCUAGGUACUGAUAUAGGCGGAAGUAUCAGGAUUCCUAGUAGUUACCAAGGAUUGUUCGGUUUGAAACCAACUUUCGGACGCGUUCCCUACUUGAGAGUGGAUAAUUCAUUCGAAGGAAGGGAGACAAUUCCCAGCGUAAUUGGGCCGUUGGCAAAAAACCUUUCGGAUUUAAGAUAUUUCAUGAGUUGUAUUAUCAAUACCUGUCAACCAUGGGUACAAGAUGUCAAGUGUAUUCCUUACCAUUUUGAUUCCACUACAAAAAAAUUACACGAUAAUUAUGUCGUUGCAAUAUGGUAUGGCGAUGGCGUUGUUGAUCCUCCGCCUAGUGACAUCAGGGCUUUAAAGACGUGCGAAGAUCUGGUUAAUAAAACUAAGGGAAUGAAGGCAAUUAAAUGGGAGCCUUCCAGUGAAUUGAGCAGAGAAUUGUUUGAUAUUGCAAAUGAAGCGGAUGUCGCUGACUCAGGUAACGAGAUAAAAGGCGAAUUCAAAGUUUCUGGAGAGCCCCUCUUGGAUAUUCUAAAACCAAUGGUUUUGGAAGACGGAAGGCCUCCAUAUACUGUUAAUGAAUGGUGGCAUUUGACCAAAAGAGUUUAUAAUGCACAACAAUCAAUGAGAGAUUAUUAUCUUUCAUUCCCAGAAUCAGAAAGACCUGACGUUAUUAUAUCUCCUACAACGCUGAUGCCGUUUAGGCCCGGUGACAUGCUAAAGACAACCUUACGGUAUAUUUUACUAUUUAACGUUUUAAAUUUCCCAUCUUUAUCUAUACCUGUAGGUAAUGUCAAUUGCCAAAUUGACGGGCUGAUGGAUGCUACUUCUUCACUCAAUCCAGAAGAUAAAAUGGUCAAGACAUACUGGAAUGGUUUAAUAAAGUCUGGUGAGAUAGAUGGGUUUCCAGUAGGCCUGCAGGUGGUUAGCCCUACGUUCAAUGACAGUGAAGUUUGUAAAUUUGCAUCUUGGCUUUUCAGCAAAAUAUAG
Saccharomyces paradoxus is the source of this 1650-nucleotide messenger RNA. It is a transcript of the gene AMD2, whose product is annotated as putative amidase. Lineage: Eukaryota; Fungi; Ascomycota; Saccharomycetes; Saccharomycetales; Saccharomycetaceae. Bases 1 to 1650 code for a protein of 549 amino acids. The record is from RefSeq and is a predicted model, not a curated record. The transcript has a single exon.